CCUCUCUUACGUCACCCAGCCACCGUACAUCUCUGAGGUCUUCUUACUACCGACACGCUGCCCGCUAUGCCCACAAUGCCGGUCGGCGCCUGGUACACAGUCGCACGUACAGCCUGCGAUAUCUGGCCCCCCAAUGCAGCUUCCAUAUCUGCCCGCCAUGCCCUUCUCACCAUCGUGCCCUAACAAGUCACUGCCCUCGUGCCCUCACUAGCUACUACUUUCGUGCCCUACUCCUUGAUAUACGUCAAAGCUGCCAAGUUGUCCUUGCUCACCCUUGAAUCCCCUUGCAACGUACUUUGUUACCCUUUCCCUCAUCUUUCCGACAACACAUAAUCACUACGGUAAGAACAACCCACUGGAACAGCUAACUAUGAAUUCUGCAGCAGCUUGUUACUUUCCCACCCUGAGCACCACGCUCGACGUUCACGACGAGAUGCAAACCUACCUCGCCCCCGUGCAUCUCGAUCUCGUCCGCCUCCAAGACUUCUGCAGCACGAAAGGCGUGCCUGCUGCCCAUGUCGUAUCUGCGGCCUGGCUUUUGGUUCUUCGUCUUUACACCGGCUGUGAAACGCCGAGUACUGGCUUUGUCCCGACUGAAGGCGCCCAUUUGCAGUGCUGCUCCGUCGAUUUUGAAGACGGGUCACUCCGCCUGCAUCACAUCAUUGACAGCCUGCGCUUCCAUGCACUCGAUAACGCACCAGAAGCCUUCAACACUGCCGUCGCCGCCUCGGCAACGAAACCUAAUUUUGACAUCACUGUGACCACCACACCUCAAAUAUCUAUAGCCUACCACAUAGGCAAGAUAUCACCAUCCCACGCCGCUGGCAUCGCCAGUAGCCUUUCAUGUGCUAUCAAGAUGCUGCUUGCCACUUCUGAGCGUGAAACCUCAAGUGUCGAUCAACUGGAUCUUCUCAGCCCUGCGCAACGCGCGCAAAUUUUCCACCGAAACGCACUGGUGCCGACUGCUGUCCCUUCCACUGCUCACACUCUCAUUUCUCAACAAGCAGACUCCCGCGCCCAUGCUCCUGCGGUGGACGCAUGGGAUGCAUCUUUGACUUACGCCGAACUGGAUAUCUUCUCCAACCGGUUAGCCCAUGACCUUACCCGACGUGGGCUCGGCCCCGAGGAUUUUGUUGCUCUCUGCUUUGAUAAGUCGGCAUGGACUGUCGUGGCCAUGCUGGCUGUCAUGAAAGCUGGGGCAGCAAUGGUCUUCUUGGACCCCUCCCAUCCGCAAGCACAGCGCGACAGUAUGUUGGCGCAAACCCAUACUCGCGUCGUCUUGGUAGCCUCAACCUACGAGGAUCAAUGGCUCGGAACACCGCUUGCUGUGCUGCCCGUGUCACGCAGCACUCUUGAGGCACUACCAGAGCAGUCCCUCGCGCCUGAGACGGAUGUACGGCCGGAAAACGCUCUUUACACCAUCUUCACCUCUGGAUCCACAGGAACACCCAAAGGGGUUGUAGUCACGCAUUCUUCGUUCCUUUCCGGUGUAAUCCAUCAGGCCAAACAUGGCGCCAUGAUCACUCACCAUUCACGUGUCCUCCAAAUGGCAUCGUACAUAUUCGACGUGUCCAUCCUGGAGAUUUUGAGUGCACUGGUCCUCGGCGCAUGUGUGUGCAUCCCGUCUUCGCCCUCGCUGAGCAGCGCGGGCGGUAUCGCCGUAGCCGUGCAGCAGUACCAAGCAACAUGGAUGUUUCUGACUCCUUCGCUUGCUAAGGUCGUAGAUCCAGCCAGUGUCCCUACACUUCAGAUACUCGUUCUCGGCGGCGAGGCUCCGUCAAGAGACGACAUUGAAAAGUGGUCAGACUGCGUGCAACUCGCAAACGGCUACGGUCCCUCCGAAUGCUCCAUUGCAGCCACUUGCAGCCCCCAGCUUCAUAGAAAUUCCGAUCCGGCAAAUAUCGGACAUUCCAUCGGUAGCGUGGCUUGGGUAACGAAGCCCGAAAACCACAACAUCCUAGUUCCUGAUGGCGUUGCCGGUGAGUUACUCAUCGAAGGCCCGAUCCUGGCGCGCGGGUACCUGGGCGACGAGGUCAAGACAGCCGCCGCCUUUAUUGAAGACCCGGACUUUCUACCUGUGGGUGGGAAGAGGAGGAUGUAUAAGACCGGCGAUCUCGUUCGUGCAAACCCGGACGGCUCUUUGACUUUCGUGGGUCGCAAGGAUACCCAGGCCAAAGUCCGUGGUCAACGCAUUGAGCUUGGUGCCAUUGAGCAUGUUUUACUAAGCCACGAAACAGUGAAGCAUGCUAUUGCCCUGCUUCCAGCAUCAGGGCGUUUCCAAAAACGCCUGGUAGCCAUUGUGGCGCGAGAAAGUGGUGGAGAACUCCACUUAUCCAAAGGUCCAGGUACGCAGUUGCUGAUCACGAAACUCAAGGCUCACCUGGCCGCGACUCUGCCCAGCUCUAUGAUUCCCACGGGAUGGCUCUUGGUGGACGGAAUUCCUCUUCUCAGCUCGGGAAAGCUGAGCCGUGCUCAUGUCUCCAGGUGGGUAUAUGAAAUGGACGAAGAUACCUACCUGGAUGCAAUAGGCCAGGAAGAUGCCACCAUAGCCGAAGAUGGUGAUAGCCAGAAUGAAGGUGUAGGGAGCGACCUCUCCAAAUGUGUGGCUGACAUUCUGAAUUUGCCUGCGGACAUAGUCAAGACACGCCGCAGCUUCUUAAGCUUGGGAGGAGAUUCGAUCACUGCCUUACAGGUUGUCUCUCGUUGCAAGGGUCAAGGGUUUCAUAUUGCCUUGAAGGACCUCCUCAGCGCAAAGACACUUGCCCAGCUUGCAUCCUGCGCGCAACCCAUAGCACCCACAUCGGACCAGAAACAGAGCGAUCUGGACACGCAGUCCCCUUUCCGGGCGUGGAACCAGCGUCGCAUGGAGUGUGAGGAACCUUUGCCCGUCCCAGCGGAGCUCGAGACACUGAUCAACGAGACACUACCAAAUGCCGGGUUGAGUGCGCUGGAUAACAUUGAAGAUGUUUAUCCAACUUCUGCGAUGCAGCAAGGCAUCCUAAUCGCAUGCAGCAAGUUUUCAAAAGCGUACCAGUCCCAUGUCAUUCUCAAAAUUCGAGCUUCUCCGCGUAUCAAUAUUGAUCGUCUUUUGGAUGCCUGGCAGCGGGUCAUGACCAUCCAUCCUGCUCUUCGAACGACAUUCAUUCAGAGCUCGUCCAGCCAGCGCGUAUAUGAUCAGGUCGUCCUCAGGCAUACCCAGGUUGAUGCAAUCCGUGUACAGCGCCAUUUCGAUGAGCACCGGCCGAUGGCAUUCACGAACGGUGCAGUGCCACUACGGUUUAGUGUUGCCGAAACGGAGGAACCCAGCUCCGUCCUGGUCAAAUUGGAAGUCAACCAUGCUUUGGUCGAUGGUGUGACCAUGCCUGUCAUUGCCAGCGACCUCUGUGCGGCUUAUCGCGACGCCACCUUCUCUCGCAUCGCCAUGCCGUAUGAACGAUAUGUCUCUUGGCUCUCAAUGCAGAAUACCCACGAACAUCUCAACUAUUGGAAAGGUUACUUAAAGAGCCAGGAUCCGUCAUUAUUUCCGCAUCUAAACGAUGGAAUUUUCGCGACCGAAAACGAGUUCCGUUCGGUCGAGCUGACGCUGGAUCAGGCUACAGUUGCUCAGAUGCGGGCCUCUGCAGCUUGCCAGGGCUUGACUGUGGCGAAUGUCUUCCUGACGGCAUGGGCCUUGGUCUUACGCGCCUAUACAGGGUCAGAUCGUGUCUGCUUCGGAUAUGCUUCCUCCGGCCGCAACAUCUCUCUCGAUGGCAUUGAGGGUGCUGUGGGAGCAUUUGUAAAUAUGCUCGUCUGCAGUGUACGUCUGGAACCGGACACUUCACUGGAAGACCUUAUGCAAACUGUGCAGAACGAUUUGAUAGACAGCUUUUCUCACCAACAUUGCAGCCAGGCUGAGAUUCAGCAGGCUAUCGGUUUGCCGUCGGAUCAAACCCUGUUCAAUACUAUCGUUUCUUUUGAAGCUAUGCAAAAUCAACUAGAUGCGGGCUUGGAACUGACCAAGGUUUCGGAACAUAAUCCCACCGAGUAUGCACUUACAGUCAAUAUCACACCCUCGGCCAAAGAAAUAACGGUCAAAUUGGGCUACUGCACACCCAUGCACUCCGAUGCCCAGGCCAUCAAUAUCGUCGAGACUUUCAAGCAGGCGCUUAACCAGGUUACCAGUCCAUCUGGUCGCAAAGUGGAGGCUACGGAUUUAUUCAGCGACCAUCACCACCGCCAAGUAUACAGCUGGAACAACAACGAACUCACGACCGAAGAAACUUGCCUCCACAAUCUGUUCGAAUCGCAGGCGGCUUCUCGACCCGAUGCGCCUGCCGUUUGUGGACAUGACACAUCCUUCUCGUAUGCCCUUCUAAAUGAUCUUUCGACCAAACUCGCCUUCCAUUUAGCGGGACAGUGUAACGUUGGUCCCGAGGUUCUUGUUCCUUUCUGCUUCGAGAAGUCAGCUUGGGCCAUUGUGGCAAUGCUGGGAAUACUCAAGGCCGGAGGCGUUUGUGUUGCCCUGAACAAGUCGCAUCCCGACGAGUGGCUCAAGGCUAUCCUGGAGAACACUUCGGCUACCACUGUGCUCACUAGCAGUGAACAGGCGGCUCGAUUUGCCAGCCUUGUCCCUAACAUUGUCGAGGUAUCAUCUGCUUCACUAUCGCAGUUUCCGCAAAUGGAACCUUCGAGCAUGGACUGCCUUCAGCGAGCUCGACCUAGCGACGCGGGCUUCGUUGUCUUCACUAGUGGCUCAACCGGCAAACCCAAGGGUAUAGUGCUUUCUCACGCUGCGCUCUGUACCUCAGCACGCGACCAUGGCACUGUUAUGCGUAUCCAAUCAUCAUCGCGUGUCUUGCAAUUUGCUGCUUACACCUUUGAUGUUAGCAUUGGGGAAAUCUUUACUACCCUGACUCGAGGCGGAUGCGUGUGCGUGCCAUCUGAUCAAGAUCGAAUGUAUGACUUGGCCCGUGUGAUGAGUGAUAUGAAGGUCGACUGGGCAUAUCUAACACCUACGGUCGCGACAUUGAUUCAGCCCGACCAAGUCAGUCUCAAAACUCUUUGCCUCGGAGGUGAAGCCGUUAAACAAGAGAAUAUCGCAACCUGGGCUGAGCACACCGAUCUAAUCAACAUCUAUGGGCCAGCAGAAACCACUAUUUGGUCUACAGCACUCACGGGCCUUACCCCCGCAACAUCCGCCUCUAAUAUUGGCCGUACUACCGGCCCUGGUGCAGCCAUGUGGAUAGUCGAUGCCGAUAACUACAACUCUCUUGUUCCCAUCGGAUGCGUGGGUGAACUCCUCAUCGAGGGCCCCAUCCUCGCACGCGGCUACCUGAACGACCCAAUUCGCACGGCCGAGUCAUUCAUUGCCAACCCAUCCUGGGCUACGGGCCUGGAGCGCCGCUUCUAUCGGACUCGCGACCUUGCCCGAUAUAAUUCUGAUGGGACCAUCGAGUUCAUCGGCCGCAAGGACACCCAAGUGAAGCUGCACGGUCAACGCAUCGAGCUAAGUCACAUUGAAAGCGUCAUGAAACCCGAAAUUCAGCAGUGGGGUGCAUGUGACGCAGUUGUUGAAGUGGCCAAGGCUGGUCAAGACGUCACGCUGGUGGCAUUCUUCACCACAGACGCCGCCAACAGCGAUGAAUGCACGCUUCUAGAAGGUCUACCGGACAAAGUCCAGGAGAUGCUGCCUCAUGUUCAAAGCAAGAUUGCGGAAAAGCUGCCUUUAUACAUGGUUCCAGCCAUUUAUCUGCACGUCAGUAAAUUGCCAACCACUGUCUCGGGAAAACUUGACCGCAGAUCGCUGAGACAGAUGGUCUCUCAGCUACCAUCCGUAUCUGUAGCCAAGUUGAGUCAUUCGUAUGGGCCCAAGCGUUCGCCUUGCACAGAGACAGAGAAGAGACUAGCCAUGCUUUGGAGCCGUGUUCUGGGUAUCGAGAAUGGCCUCAUUGGAGCGGACGACAGUUUCUUCAGACUUGGCGGAGAUUCUGUUGCAGCCAUGAGGCUUGUGGCCAUGGCUCGCUCUGAGUUCGGAAUAGUGCUAAAUGUCGCCGAUAUCUUUGGGCACCCUACAAUUCAUGAGAUGGCGUCCACCCAUAGGACGGUUCAGGGCGCUCAAAAUACCGUUGAGGCCAUACAGCCAUUCGCGCUCCUGGAUCAGGUCACGGGCAGUCUUAACGAUCUCCGACGCGAAUUAGCCAGUCAGUGCAGCAUCGAUAUCGGCCGCUUACAGGAUGCGUAUCCAUGCACAGCUCUUCAAGAGGGUCUCUUAGCACUGUCCUCGAAACAGUCCAGCGCCUAUGUCGCUCAGAAUGUUUUCAUAAUGCCCACGUCCCUCGACAGAUCUAAGUUCCGAGCUGCAUGGGAAGCUGUUGUCCACGCUGUUGACAUCCUGCGCACUCGGAUUGUAUAUAUCGAAAGACUUGGUACACUACAAACCGUGAUAGACCAAGGCAUCGAGUGGGAGGUUGCAGACUCGCUGCAGGCCUACCUUACCACUGACCGUUGUCGGCCUAUGCGCUACGGGAGUCCUCUUGCUCGGUAUGCUAUUAUCGACGAUCAAUACUUUGUCUGGACCGCGCAUCACGCUCUCUACGACGGCGUGUCCAUUCAGGCUAUUCAAGACAAAGUCGCGCUCGCUUAUCAGGGGAUGACGAUUCCAGAGAGGUCUCCGUUCAGCGCUUUCAUCAAAUACAUCAAAGAUACGUCUGUUAGCGACCAAGAAACAUAUUGGACCACCAACCUUGAGGGUACUCAGGCGCCAGUGUUCCCUUCAAUUACCACCGAAUCGGCUGCCAAUGGACGUUUGAAGCAAUCUCUCACGCACUUUGUCUCGUUCUCGGCACAGACUCUGGCCGCCUCUGAGAUAACCGUUUCGACUCUUCUCCGCGCUGCUUGGGCUAUAGUUGUUGCUCGUCAAUCCGAGUCCGAUGAGGCCGUGUUUGGUGUGACACUCAGCGGGCGCAAUGCUCCCAUCCAGGGUAUCGAGGAACUAAUUGGGCCUAUGAUCACUACAGUACCGCUUCGAAUUCAAUUAAGGAAACCUGGUAUCACAGUAGGAGAUCUCCUCCGUGAUAUUCAAGCGCAGGCAGCCGGCAUGAUUCCGUACGAGCAGACGGGUCUGCAGUCUAUCAAACACCUCAGUCAGUCGGCCCAGAAUGCCUGCGAUUUCCGCACUCUUCUGGUCGUGCAACCUCGUGAGACUCCGGAAAGCGAUACUCUAGGAUUGCAGCUCGAAUCUAUGGGAUCUCAUGACUUUCACAGCUACCCCAUCGUUGUGGAAUGCAAUAUUGAGGGGAGCAGUAUGGUCGAGGUGCAUGUGGAUUUCGAUGCGAAUAUCAUCUCGGCAGACCAGUUGGAGAGAGUCAUCAACCAGUUUGGCCAUGUUGCGCACCAGUUGGCGGAGCAUGCUCACGACUUCAGCACUGAUCUGCGCCUUGUCAACCUCCUCAGCGACCGUGACUGGAACACGAUAAUGAAUUGGAACAGCAUCACACCACAACCAGUCGAAGCUUGCUUGCAUGAGCUGAUUGAACAUCAAGUCGCGGCAGCUCCGAACGCGCCUGCAAUCCAGGGACCUGAUGCCAAUUUCACGUUCAUGGAACUUGAGCGUCUAUCGAGUAAUUUGGCACGAUACCUCGUCGAUGUUGGUGGGAUUGGUCCUGGGACAUUCGUACCGUUCUGCUUCAACAAAUCUGCCUUCACAAUUGUGGCUAUGUAUUCCAUUUUGAAAGCAGGUGGCGCCUGCGUUGCACUCAAUCCAGACCACCCGAUGGAGAGACUCCAGAGUAUCAUCCGCGAAGUCUCGCCACCCCUUAUUCUUGUUGGUGCCGCACAACGCCAGAUGUUUGAGAACGCUAUUUGCGUCGAUAUGGACUUUACGGACAACCUACCCAAUCUUGAACUCCAUAGUAACGCUCGCGAAGUUUCUUCGCUUGAUCCUGGCUUUGUUGUGUUUACUUCAGGGUCCACAGGUAAACAGAAAGGAAUCGUUCUGGAUCAUCAGUCUCUAUGUACCAGCAUCAAGGCCCAUGGCAAGUUUCUCCGCCUUGGUUCCAGUUCGCGCGUACUUCAAUUUUGCGCAUAUACUUUCGACGUCAGCAUUGCCGAGAUCUUCACAACACUUGUUCACGGCGGCUGCGUUUGCAUUCCGACCGAAGCGGAAAGACUGGAUGACCUACCAGGUGCUAUCAACCGUAUGAACGUCAACUGGGCAUACUUGACGCCCACCGUCGCUUCGCUUCUCCCGCACCCCAGUCAACUGCCCACACUCAAAACUCUCGGCCUCACCGGAGAGCCGAUCACGGUAGAAAACCUUAGCAAUUGGGCAGAGCAUGUCCGACUUGUCAACAUGUACGGUCCCGCUGAGACGACUAUUUGGACCACAGCUGUCGCUGAUCUGAGGCCCGAUAGCGUAGUUUCAAAUAUAGGCUACGGUGUUGGCGCGCUCACCUGGAUAGUCGAGGAGGAGAAUCAUAACCUUCUUACGCCCCUCGGCUGCGUUGGCGAACUGCUCAUUGAAGGACCCAUUGUGGCCCGCGGCUAUCUUAACGACGAAGUCCGGACCAAUGAUGCUUUCAUUGUCAACCCUAGAUGGGCCAGCCUGUCGGGGUUGACGCGCAGAUUCUACAAAACUGGCGAUCUAGUACGAUACGCAUCCGAUGGUUCCCUGCAACUCAUUGGGCGCAAAGAUACCCAAGUCAAACUUCGUGGUCAGAGAAUCGAACUGGCUGAGGUAGAAUUCGCACUAAAACGACAUCUGAGCGCUUCUUGUGGCGUCAUUGACGUCGCAGUUGAGAUGGUGACGCUUGCUCAACGAUCAGCCGAUCGCGUUCUAGUCGCAUUCUUCGCACGCCACACACAUGGGGACCAGGACGGUCUACUGACAACAAUGAACGAUGAGCUCAAACGCGAGCUCGUUCGUGCUCAGACUGCAGUCAUGCAAGAGCUGCCGCUUUACAUGAUCCCAAGUCUCUACAUCCCGCUACACCACAUGCCCAUCUCAGUUUCUGCUAAGCGAGACCGCAAGCAGCUCCAAGCGCUUGCUCAGAGCCUGGAUCCCGAUGCUAUCAGCAGAUACACUCUAGCCACGGAAUCUACUCAGAAACGUGUCCCGUCGACGACCAUGGAGCAGGUUUUGCAAUCUCUGUGGGCGACUACGCUCGGCAUGCCUACCGACACGAUUGGAGCUGACGACGACUUCUUCCGUGUCGGUGGCGACUCUAUCACAGCUAUGCGACUCGCCGCUCGCAUACAGGAGAAGGGCAUGACACUUACAGUUGCACAAAUCUUCAGGAAUUCGCGGCUCUGCAACAUGGCUUGCGCUGUGACUUCAGGCACGGAGACCCAAGUCAUCGAGCCCUUUUCGCUGCUCCGCCAACACAUGAGUGUCGACAGUGUUCUAGACGAGGCGGCCGCGCUGUGCCAUAUGGAGAGGGAGAUAAUCGAGGAUGUUUAUCCGUGCACCCCUCUUCAAGAGGGCCUCAUGGCUCUCUCGGCCAGACAGACUAGAUCUUACGUCGCUCAGAACAUCUUUUGCUUGUCUGAUAUUGACUCUUUGGAUCUUGUCCGGUUCCAAGAUGCGUGGGAAACCACCGUCAAGGCGAUUGAGAUCAUGCGAACCCGGAUUGUCUACUCGCAGACUUUAGGAGCCUUGCAAGUCGUACACAAGCAACCAGUGACUUGGGAAGAGUCAUCCUCACUUGAUCACUACCUUAACAAGGCUGCAAAUGCAACCCAAUCCUACGCAAGCCCUCUGGCACGCUUUGGGCUCGUCAAUGACUGCACGAAGCUAUACUUCGUCUGGACAGCGCACCACGCUCUGUAUGAUGGCUUCAGUCUGCCUCUCAUUCUCGAACGUUUCCAGCGAGCAUACGAAGGCUCCGCCAUUCCAUCUUCGCCGUCCUUCAAUCACUUCAUUGGCUACCUGCAGAGCAUCGAGCCUAUGGCUUGGAAAGACUACUGGCACGCCCAGCUCAACGGCACCAGCCAAUUCAGCUUCCCAGGAAAGCUUUCCGUAGGGUCCCAGAGUCUGUCCAGGGUGAAGCAGUCCGUGCAACUUCAUGGUGAAGCGUCUAGAUUCACUACUUCCACAAUUCUGCGAGCGGCUUGGGCGUUGCUUCUCGCGCAGUACUCCGAGAGCGACGACGUGGUAUUUGGAGCCACGGUGAGUGGUCGCAAUGCCCCCAUAGAUGGCAUUAAUCAGAUUGUCGGUCCAACGAUUGCAACCGUGCCCAUUCGAGUCCGGCUAGAUCGUGAGAGAAAUAUUGAGGACCUUCUCAGCGCCAUGCAGGAACAGGCAACGGAUAUGAUCCCAUUCGAGCACAUCGGCCUGCAAAACAUUCGUCAGCUGGGGCCUCACGCGCAGGCUGCGUGUGAUUUCCAGAAUCUGUUGAUCAUUCAACCGCGCGUAGCAGAUGCGGAUGACGAUGCGGCUGUUCUCAAACUCCCAACCACCGGGAACGAUGUCGUCCACCCAUAUCCACUCGCCGUAGAGUGCAAUAUUGAAGAGGCCACUAUCGAUCUUAUUAUCGACCACGAUACCAGCGCUUUGUCUGCCUUCCAAGUCAAUAGAAUCAUCCACCAGUUCGAGCACAUUAUCAAUCAGCUGCGCACCGCUCCUGCAGAAACCCAACUGAGUGAGCUAGAGCUCCUCUGCCAGAGUGACAAGCGGCAGAUCUGGGAUUGGAAUGCCGUUGAGCCGGUGGCUGAAGAGGCUUGCGUGCAUCAUGGCGUGGAAGAGAUGGUCCGUGAGACGCCGCACGCGCAGGCAGUUGAUGCCUGGGACGGGCAGUUGACGUACCGCGAACUUGAUCUAGCGGCGACACGGCUGGCUCACCACUUGAUAGACCAGGGGGUGGGACCCGAAACCAUGGUGGCCAUGUGCUUCGACAAGUCCAUGUGGAAUGUCGUCUCCAUGUUGGCAGUUCUGAAGGCUGGAGCCGUUUGCGUGGCUCUCAAUCCCGAGCAUCCUAUGAGCAGGCACCGCAUCAUCCUGGAUGACAUCAAAGCCAAGGUCCUGCUUGUGGCAACAAAGCACCAGGAUCUGUUCGAGGGCGAGAUUGACAACAUAGUCGCUGUUGAUGCUACGUUCCUCCAGACGCUCCCCGAUAACCACAGACGCCUCUGUCCCACGGUCAAACCUGAAAAUGCUGCUUUCGUGGUAUUUACCAGCGGCUCAACAGGCAAGCCGAAGGAAAUUGUCCUCACUCACCAAGCCAUGAGCACGUGUACACGUGAGUUGAGUGCAGCAAUGCGAAUUAACGCUUCCUCCCGCGUCCUUCAGUUCGCGGCGCACACCUUCGACGUCUCAAUCGGCGAGAUUUUCAUCACUUUGAUGGUUGGAGGCUGUGUGUGCGUUCCGUCUGACACGCAGAGAGCCGAGCCGGGCCUAGCAAUUAACACUUAUCGCGUUGACUGGUGUUACCUAACGUCAACUGUAGCAUCUCUUUUGCAGCCAUCGGACACACCUACUCUGAAGACCCUGGCAUUGGGCGGCGAGGCGGUUAGUCAAGAGUUGAUUCACGAAUGGGCCGAUCGCGUAUUUCUUGUCAACGUCUACGGCCCAGCUGAAAGCACCAUUUGGUGCACUGCUCAAUCGAACCUCUCCACAUUCAGCUCCGCUGCCAACGUUGGUAGAGGUCUUGCUACCCUCACAUGGAUCGUCGAUGUGCGCAAUCACAACCAUCUCGCGUCCAUCGGUACUAUAGGGGAGCUGCUCAUAGAAGGGCCAUUACUAGCAAGACAUUACCUAAACGAGCCUGAGAAGACAGCCGCUGCCUUCAUCGAAAACCCCACGUUCCUCAAGGAUAGCACGAGUUCACGACGUCUUUACAAGACCGGUGACCUCGCCCGCUACAACUGCGACGGUACACUUAGUAUCAUAGGCCGUAAGGACACGCAAGUAAAAUUGUUUGGGCAGCGUAUCGAGUUGGGCGAAAUCGAACACCACCUCAAGCCGCACCUCGAGCCAUUGGGUCUGAGUCAGGUCACUGUUGAGAUGGUUAAGCCGCAGUAUUCAGGACAGGCACUCCUCGCCGCCUAUAUGUCCGGUCCUUCUCAAGAGCAGGAGCAGGCGGCCGGCCAGGUCACAGCACUACCCUUUUCCAAACUGACACGCGAGGCCUUGCUCUGCGCCGACCGCGCACUCGCUACAACGCUGCCUUCGUACAUGGUCCCGACCUUGUACAUCCCGCUGAACUACAUCCCGCUGACAACCUCUGGUAAGACGGACCGCAAGCGCUUGCGGCAGCUGGCUCAAGAAGAACUCUCGGCGGACGAAUUCUCCGGCUUCGGCCUGUCGAGCAACAACAUCGCGCCUGUCUCUAGCGACAUGCAGGUUAGGCUACGCGAUCUAUGGGUUGAGGUCUUGGGUAUUCCCGCCGCGUCCAUCGGCGCGAACAGCAAUUUCAUGCGCCUCGGUGGAGAUUCUAUCGGCGCUAUGAAGCUCGUUGCAGCGUCCCGUGGCAAGGGUCUUGCGAUUAGCAUUGUUGACAUUUUCCGCCACCCUGUUCUUCAGGACUUGGCAGCGGCGACCACUGCUACAGGAAACGCUACGGACAUGAAUGACACAGUAGAGUUGGUGGAGCGGUUCUCUAUGAUCAAGGAUGGAGACAACCUGCAACACCACAUUCAGCACGCCGCAUCGCAGUGCGGUGUCGAUACCUCGGUCGUGCAAGAUUUAUACCCGACCACCACGCUCCAAGAGGGACUUUUGGCCCUUUCUGUCAAAGCUCCUGGAGCGUACAUGGCACAGCACUGUUUCGAACUACCGCAGGGAGUCGAUCUUCACCGCUUCAAGAGUGCAUGGGCUUGGGCAGUCGCGGGCAUGGAUAUUCUGCGAACUCGUGUUGUCUACUCUUCGCAGCUUGGCUCGCUCCAGGUCGUCCUUGAUAGCAGUAUCGACUGGCACAGCUCUGCCUCAUUGGAGGACUGUCUUCGCGACGCUCGGGAGCUGUCUGUCGAAUACGGUGGUUCCUUGACGCGCUAUACACUGAUCCAAGAAGACAACAAGAUCUUCUUCGUCUGGAACGUACAUCAUGCCUUGUUCGACGGCGCAAGCAUGCAACUCAUGAUGCAGAAGGUGGCGGAUGCCUACGAAGAUCUUCCAUCGGACCCCCAGAGCCAGCCUUUCAGCAGCUUUGUCAGGUAUCUUACAGACGCCGACCCUAGUGCCGCGGAGACGUUCUGGAAGGCUGAGCUCGACGGCGCGAACCCCCCCAGUUUCCCACCUCUGACGACAUCCACUCGGCAGCACCGUCUGUCCUUUAGCCAGGAGAUCGAGCUGUCGAGCAACGCCACUGAAUUAUCCUACACCCUCCCGAAUUUGAUUAAAGCUGCUUGGGCCUUGAUCCUGGCCCGGUACUCAGAAACGGAUGAUGUGGUCUUUGGACUAACGCUGUCGGGUAGAAACGCGCCUGUAAGGGGAAUCACCACCAUCGUCGGACCAACGAUCACUACUGCGCCCCUGAGGGUCAAGGUCCCUACAACCGCCACCGUCAGGGAGUUCCUCGAGGAAAUUCAGACUCAAGCAACUGAUAUGAUUCCCUACGAGCACACCGGAUUGCAGAGAAUUCAACGAUUUGCACCACAAUUCAGCGCGAUCUGCGACCUGCGCAGCCUCUUGGUGAUACAACCGCGAAUGGAAGAUGAUAAUGACGACUAUAAGGGCAACAUGCUAAGAAUGAAACCGGUCGACCAUUCGCAGUCCAAUUUCCACACCUAUCCCCUCGUUGCCGAAUGUAAUGUCAAUCGCUCCAGCAUUGACGUAGAGUUCCAAUACGAUGCUGAUGCUAUUCCGAGCAUUCAAAUAGAGAAUUUCUCGGCUCAAUUUGUGCAGGUCUUACGCGAGUUCAUCGAUGCUGCGUCUUCUAGGGCAGAGAUGAAGGUUGUCGACAUCGACAUGGUCAGCCCUCUCGAAAAGCAGAAAAUUCUGGCUUGGAACCGUGAUGAGCCUGUCGUGGUUGAUUCCUGCGCCCACGAAAUCAUUAGGGAGCAAGCAAUGAAGCGCCCGGAUGCUGUUGCUGUAGACGGUUGGGACGCGUCCUUCACUUUCGCCGAACUAGACCAACACUCAGAGCAGCUUGCAAACCACCUCUCAUCUCUUGGGGUCGGUCCAGAAGUCCUAGUUCCAUUCUGUCUGGAUAAAUCUGCCUGGGUGGUUGUCGCAAUGCUAGCUACUCUCAAGGCCGGAGGAGCGUGUGUCGCGCUCAAUCCAGCUCACCCAAUCGAUCGCCUGCAAACUAUCCUGCGUGAGACGGCGUCUAAAAUUGUUCUCGUUGGACCCGAAUAUAGCGACAUGUUCAAGGGAAAAUGCCACGCGGUCAUCAUUGAUGGCGCACUUCCCAAGAGGCUGCAGGCUUCUGCUGGGUACAAUACCCCCGAACGCACCCCGGCUCAACCAGACAAUGCUAGUUUUGUCGUCUUUACUUCUGGGAGCACAGGUGUUCCAAAGGGCAUCGUUAUCGAGCAUAAGGCUCUUUGCUCUUCUGCAGAAGCGCAUGGUGCAGCGAUGCGUCUCCAGGAAUCGUCUCGAGUUCUUCAAUUCGCAGCUUACACUUUUGACGUCAGCAUUGGGGAAAUAGUCUCCACUCUGAUACACGGUGGGUGCGUCUGCGUCCCUUCCGAGAAGGACAGGAUGGAAAACCUGGUUGAGUUUAUCAACAAGUACCGCAUCAACUCUACCUAUCUCACACCCACAGUGGCCAACCUUAUGUACCCCGAGGAAGUCCCUACAAUCGAAACGCUCUCCUUGGGAGGUGAGGCGCUUAGACCAGAGCACGUCUCGAGGUGGGCUGACCACGUUUAUCUUAAUAACCUGUAUGGCCCUGCCGAGACGACCAUUUGGUCCACUGGACAUACUGGCGUCACAUCAAGCACUUCUGCGUUAAACAUUGGCCGGGGCGUUGGCGGAAAGAUGUGGGUGACUGAGCCUCGCAACUCUGACCGUCUGUGUGCUAUAGGAUGUGUUGGUGAGCUUCUAAUCGAAGGGCCCAUCCUAGCUAGAGGAUAUCUCAACGCACCAGGAAAGACUGCGGCGGCCUUUAUUGAGAAUCCUCUCUGGACUCUGAACGAUGGCUCCAAAACCACGCGCCGAUUCUACAGAACCGGAGAUCUCGUUCACUACAACCCUGAUGGCACCCUGGAGUUCAUUGGCCGUCGCGACAACCAAGUUAAGAUCCGUGGACAGCGAGUCGAACUUGGCGAAGUUGAGUCCCACGUCUCCACCCACCCGAGUGUGCAGCAUUCGGCCGUUAUCAUGCCGCAAGCAGGAUACUUCGAGGGCCUCCUCGUUGCGGUUAUGUCGACUCGCCCAACACGUAGUGGUGCUGCUGAUCUGCAACUGCUGAACUCGGAGGAGCGCGAAGCCGCGGAGUCUUUGAUUCGGGAGCUCGGCAGCAUUGUCAAGGAGCGCCUACCUAGUUACAUGGUGCCUAACAUUUGGAUCGCCGUCGAGAGGCUUCCUAUGAAUGCGUCCGGGAAGCUAGACAAGAAGGCUAUCAAGAUUUGGACUGAGCGACUGGAUGAGGACAUGUACAAGCAAAUCACCGCUACGACCAUUGAAGAAGACACGAUCGUGGCGGUAGCAAACAACGAAAGGGAGGCACACAUUCAGCAGCUUUGGGCUAACGUACUCAACGUUCCCCUACACCUUGUGUCCAUGAACCAACCUUUUGUUGUCUUGGGCGGGGAUUCCAUCACCGCGAUGCAACUGGUCAGCCUCUUCCGCUCGGAGAAUAUUGGCAAAGUCACUGUCAAGGAUAUCCUACAGUGCCCGAAUAUCCCACAGCUGGCUGCCAUGACGGAGCCAUAUAAGCAGUCUAAAGUGGUGGCCGUUGAAGAGCCCGAUAAGCCUUUCGGCCUUACACCCAUCCAGCAACUAUAUUUCUCCAUCGCUCCACACGCCAAUACUAUGUUUCACCAGAGUCUGAGUCUUAAGUUCUCCAGGCCUACCGAGGUCCAGCAAAUACUAGCUGCAGUAAACGAGCUUGUUCACUAUCACUCGAUGCUGCGCAGCCGAUUCGUCAGGUCGGCCUCUGGGAAAUGGACGCAAUUCAUCAGCCCCGAUAUAGCUGGCUCUUAUAAUUUCAGGUCCCACGAAAUCUCAGGCAUAUCUGAGACUAUGAAACUCAUGACUGCCGCACAAACAAGACUCAAUGUUGAGCAUGGCCCGAUGCUGGCUGUGGAUCUCUACAACGUCAAGGAUGGCGAGCAAAUCCUCUUCGUCUCUGCACACCAUCUCAUCAUGGACUUGUUCUCAUGGAGGGUGCUUCUUGUGGAUCUGGAAAGAUUGCUCGGAGGUAGCUGUCUCGCUUCUGAGAAACCAUUCCCCUUCCAAGUUUGGAGCAAGCUGCAGGCCGAUUACGCCCGUGAGCAUCUAUCGCCCAGCAAUGUCCUUCCCACCCCUUUCGACAUCCCUUCGGCAAACUUCGAAUAUUGGGGAAUGGCGACCAAGCCAAACAGAGCCGCAGAUAUCGUCCGCCAUGAAUUCUCCCUGGACGUAGCUACGACGGCCAGUCUCCUCGGGAGAUGUAACCAAGCCCUUCGGACCGAACCGCUUGACAUUCUCCUUGCUGCGCUUGUUUCGUCCUUUUGCCGCACAUUCCCCGACCGGGAGGCGCCUCCAAUUUACAGCGAAAGCCAUGGACGCGAGGCUUGGGAUGCCGCUAUGGAUCUUUCCCGGACGGUUGGGUGGUUCACUACGAUUGUGCCAACCUAUGUUCCUGCCACCGCCAAAGACGGAAUUUUUGAGGUCCUCCGUCGUAUCAAGGAUACCCGUAGACAAACUCCUGCAAACGGCUGGGAAUACUUUUGCUCUAGGUUUCUCAACCCAGAAGGCCCCUCCACCUUUAAGGACCAUUGGCCGAUGGAGAUCCUCUUCAACUACCAAGGCCAAUACCAGCAACUCGAGCGCAGCGACUCUCUCCUCACAUUCGAGUCGCUUCCCAUGCCAGAAGUGGGUGGUGAUAUGGAGCGUUUCGCUCUGUUUGAGAUUCAGGCAUUCAUUGUUCAUGGCGCCGCGCGAUUUUCGUUCGCUUACAACGGUGGUAUUGAAAUGCAGACCCGAGUGCAUGAGUGGAUCGAUGCAUUCGAGAUGGCCCUCCACGAUGCGGUUCGUUGCAUGACGUCGCAUGUCAUGGAACCCACCCUAUCCGACUUCCCGCUACUACCUGCUACGUACGACAGUCUUGACAAGCUGAUGAAGGAACGCCUGCCUGCGAUGGGGCUCCAGUCAUUCGAUCAGAUUGAAGAUGCCUACCCGUGCUCUCCCAUACAAGAGGGCAUCAUGAUCAGCCAAGAGCGCAUACCUGGCGCCUACGAGCUUGCGGUGGUCGCCGAGGUCGUCUCAACCCAUCCACGCAUCCCACCGUCGAUCGACCGCCUUAAACUCGCCUGGCAGCAGGUCGUUGCCCGCCACUCGAUGCUUCGUACCGUCCUCACCAGGGCAGUUACACCCGGAAGUCUGUUCAUGCAGGUGGUACUCAAACAUGCGGAAGCCCGCAUUUCGCAUUUGAAGUGCACCGACGACGACGCUGCCCAGGUCGCACUCGAGGCAGAGCACCGUCUGAACUCGAGCAGCACCGAGCCUUCGCAUCAUCUGACACUGUGCGAAACGUCUUCAGGAAAAGUCUUCUGCAGGCUCAUCAUCAACCACGCCCUCACCGAUGCGGCGUCGAAUGCCCUCCUAUUCCGCGAUUUCACUACAGCAUACGAAGGAAGGCUGACAAAAAUGAGUGCUGCUCCACUCUACCGCGACCACAUCCGUUACUUAAGCGGGCUGUCAAUCGAAGACAGCCUUAGCUACUGGAAGGGCCACCUGGCAGACGUAUCUCCGUGCCACUUCAGUGCUACUGGCGGAGAAACAAAGGACGGCGCUACGAAAGAGAUUGAUCUACAUAUCGGGUCGCUUCCAGCGCUGCGCAACUUCGCUAAGACAAAAAACCUGACGCUGAACAGUCUCUUCCAAACCGCGUGGGCAAUGGUGCUACGAAUCUUCACAGGCGCCGAGGACGUGUGCUUCGGCUUUCUGUCGUCUGGACGUGACGUUCCCGUCGAUGGAAUUGCCGAUGCUGUGGGACCCUUCAUUAACAUGAUGGUCUGCCGCAGCAACGCUGGCGCCGAGACGUCGCUGCUCGCUAUGGCUAAAGCCAUACAAGGCAGCUUCGCCGACAGCUUGCAACACCAACACUGCUCGCUGGCCAAGAUCCAGCAGGCGUUGGCCCUUGGCGGUCAACCGCUUUUCAACACAGCGAUGACUUUCAUGCCUGAUUCAGGGGCCGAGGGAGCCAGAAAGCCAGAGAUCACGUUUGAGAACAGGGGAGGACAAGAUCCCACUGAGUACGACAUCGGCGUUGGAGUACUUGCAUCCGAUAAGAAGGUUAUGGCAAAACUCAAGUACCGCGCUUCGUGCAUGUCCGCCACCCAGGCCCGCAAUGUGGGCUAUGCUUUCAGCAAGGCCUUGGAGAACUUGUUCAAAACUCCACACAGCUUGCUCGGCGAGCUGGAUCUGUUCGCUGAGGGUCAUCGCGAGCAAGUCUUGGCUUGGAAUGCUGCUGCGCCGGAGCCUGUGGAAAUGUGUGCACACGACGAAAUCAUGCAGAGAACGGCCGAGUCCCCUGACGCUACCGCUAUCUGUGCUUGGGAUGGUACUAUCACCUACAGCGAGCUUGACGAUAUCACCAACUACCUGGCACACCAUCUUGUAUCCCUCGGCGUUGGGCCCGAAGUAGUUGUGCCUCUUUGCUUCGAGAAGUCAAUCUGGGCCGUUGUCGCCAUGAUUUCAGUUGCCAAAGCCGGUGGUGCUGUACUUUUCCUCGACCCCAGCCAUCCACAGGAGCGCAGACAAUUCAUCAUUAACGAGGUAUCUGCUAGCCUCGUCAUGGCAUCAUCGCAGCAUUCAGCCCUCUUCACCUCGGAAAUUGACACGCUUACUAUCAAUGGCGAUAUGAUUCGUGACCUGCAUAUCCGCGACGGUCCGCCAAAGUCCAACGUGGAGCCAUCGAAUCUGAUGUAUGUCAUUUUUACAUCCGGAUCCACGGGCACGCCUAAAGGUUGUAUGGUGGAGCAUCGUAACUUCUGCAGCGGCGUAAUCCACCAAAGAUCGCUGUCCGUUACCAUCAAACGCGAGGACCGUGUUCUCCAGCUCGCGUCCUACAGUUUUGACGUCAGCAUCAUGGAGACAUUCACUGCCUUGAUGAACGGUGCUUGCAUCUGCAUCCCACACCAAGCCACCGUGUCCAGCUCUUUGACUUCCGUCAUCAACGACAUGGGUAUCACCUGGGCCUUUCUCACUCCUUCGCUUUCCCGAGUCAUCAAUCCCACAGAAGUCAAGGGUAUGCGCUCCAUCGUGCUGGGUGGUGAAGCGGUCUCACGCACAGAUGUCGCCAAAUGGGCCGGCGUCGUGCAAAUAAGCAAUGGCUACGGGCCGUCUGAGUGCUCUAUCGCUGCGACAUGCAACCCGAGUCUAACGCUAGACUCUGAUCCAACUAACAUUGGCGCCCCUAUGGGCGGCCUGUGCUGGGUUGUAGAUGCUGCCAAUCACGAUAGGCUAGUUCCCAUUGGCGCUGUCGGUGAGCUCCUCGUGGAGGGCCCUAUCGUUGCCCGCGGAUACGUCAAGAAUGCUGAGAAGACGAGGGCCGUUUUUACCGAAAAUCCCGCGUGGCUGAGGGGUGAAGGAUCAGGAGUUCGCAGGAUGUACAAGACGGGCGACCUUGUUCGCCAGAAUCCCGAUGGCACCAUCAACUUUGUCGGCCGCAAGGAUGACCAGGUGAAGCUGCGCGGUCAACGCAUUGAGUUGGGCGAGAUCGAACACCAUCUCCACUCAAAUCCCCAGAUCCACCAUUCCAUGGUCCUACGCCUCUCAAAUGGGCCACUGAAGAGCCGUCUGGUGGCUGUGCUGACUUUGAGGCAUGCCAGCGAAGAUAAGGAAGAGGGUGAUGGAAUUGCAUUACUCGGAAAGGAUCAGAUAUCUGCUGCAGGCGUACAGUUGGCCGAGCUGCGCGACGCGCUGGCAGAUCAUGUUCCCGAAUACAUGGUGCCGACGACUUGGAUCGUACUGCAGAGGAUGCCGCUCACAGCAUCUGGCAAAAUGAACCGUGUCGUGGUCAAGUCUUGGUUGGAUAGACUCGAUUCGGAGACUUGUACGCGAGUGAACGAGGCCAUGGUGACGGAAGAAGUGGGCAACGCGGAGCCGAAAUCGGCUAUUGAGAGUAUCAUUCAGAAGGUCUAUGGUCAAGUUCUCGGCAUGCAGCCCGAGGAGGUGCACAUGGGACUCUCGUUUCUCAGCUUGGGUGGCGACUCGAUCUCUGCUAUGCAGGUGAUCAGCCAGCUUCGCGAAGAGAGCGUCACUGUGUCUAUUCGCGAUUUACUGCGUAGCAAGACCAUUGCUGAGCUCGCCGCUUUGGCAAAGACGGAGGUGGCUGGUCCGUUGGUACCAGUCGAAACAGUCAACACGCUCUUCCCUCUGUCGCCGGCUCAGAGAAUGUUCUUUGAAAUGGCAUCAGACCCAAAGCAACAGUUUAACCAAAGCUUCACCCUCCGUCUGAAGACUUCCGUCUCGACGGUUGCUUUAGAGAAAGCCCUUCAAGCAGUGAUCCAGAGGCACUCGAUGCUGCGCUCCCGCUUCCAACGCGUCGAUGGUCACGAGUGGGCUCAGCUCAUCAGCCCGGACAUUACAGGUUCAUACGACUUUAGAGUGCAGCACGCGGCGACAAUUCAAGACUUGCUACCCAUAGCGAACGAAAUGCAGUGUAGCUUAGACAUCGAGCGCGGCCCGACCAUGGGUGUUGGUUCGUUCACUGUGGAUGGCGGUGACCAUCUCCUGUACCUUGUGGCUCACCACCUUGCCAUUGACCUGGUGUCGUGGCGCAUAAUUAUGGCCGACCUUGCCGAGCUAAUUCACGGACGUCCAGGUAGCCAGGUCCCGCCAUUCCCGUUCCAGGUGUGGAGCCAGUUGCAGGCGGACCAGGCGCGUGAGCAGCUCAGCCCAGCCAAAGUGCUGCCGUUUGAGGUACCCGCGGCAGACUACGGUUUCUGGGGGAUGGACAACCAGGCAAACACGUACAGAGACAAUUCUGAGCUCGGCUUCAAGCUGGACUCUCAUACCACGACAAUGUUGCUAGGAAGCUGCAACGCAGCUAUGGGCACCGAGCCACUCGACAUCUUCCUUGCGGCGCUGAUUCACUCCUUUGCCCAGACCUUCACAGAACGCGCACCUCCGGCCUUGUUCAGCGAAAGUCACGGCCGAGAGCCAUGGAGCGCCGACAUUGACCUGUCCAGGACUGUGGGCUGGUUCACGGCCGUCUCUCCUAUCUUCGUAGCAGGCGGCUCAGAAGUGGUGGACUUGGUCCGUCAGGUCAAGGACAUGCGCCGGAGCGUACCUGGCAAGGGCAGGCCAUACUUCGCUUCGCGCUACCUCAACUCGCAGUGCCGCGAGGCGUUCAAGAAACACUGGCCAGUUGAGGUGCUAUUCAACUACCACGGCCUCUACCAGCAGCAGGAGCGCCAAGAUUCGACAUUUGAGAUUGUGCCGCUGACGCCUGACGACUUCAGUCAGGACUUGCGCAGGCUGGCCCUCUUCGAUAUAUCGGCGACCGUUUCGCACGGCGUUGCUAAGUUCUCCAUGACGCACAGCCGCGCGAUGAAGCACCAGGACCGCAUCGCUCAGUGGAUGUUGGCCUUCAAAGACUCGCUGUCACAUGCCGUCGCCGACCUUGGCGCCAUACAUCAGGGCCAAAGGACGCUCAGUGACUUCCCGCUGCUACCGUUCGGCCGCUUCGCCAGCGUUGACGCCCUCGAGCAGGGGCUUCGCGCCAUGGGCAUCAACAGCCUCGCCGACGUCGAGGACGUCUAUCCAUGCUCGCCUAUGCAAGAAUCAAUACUCGCGGCGCAGGUUCGAUGCCGCGACUACUACCAGAUUUGCAAUGUCUUUGAGCUGGCGGGCGCCAUCAGCGUGCCACGCCUGCACCGCGCCUGGCAGGCCGUCAUCGACCGUCAUCCCAUUCUCCGCACUACCUUCCUCCCGCCAUCAUCGACAUGCUCCUCCAGUCGCUUGCAGGUCGUCCGCCGCCCCGGGGUUCAAGCCGCGCGCAUUCAGCACAUAAGUGACAUUCCCAUCAACAGCGCCGCAGAACUAGCAGUUGUAUGUCCGACCAGGAAUUCGCACCGCGACAACGACGAGGUGGGCGCAAGCCCGCACUUUCUAACCACAGGCGUUAGUGCUGAUGGGGCGCGCGUACUUGUGCGCGUUGAGAUGUCUCACGCACUGAUUGACGGCGCCAGCCUGCAAACGUUACUCCGCGAGUUCACCGCCGCAUACGAGCACCAGCAGCAAGACAACCCUUGGACCGAGCCCGCACCCAAGUUCUCGAAACACGUUGCGCGCCUCAUGGCGGCUAAGCAAGAACAGAAGGGAGAGGCCAUGCAAUACUGGCAAGACUAUGUCGACUCCAUUGCUGCCGAUCAUCAGAGCAGUGUCUCCGUAGCCAACAACACUGCUUGUCCUUCUUCUUGUUCUUCUUCUUCUUCUUCUUCUUCUUCUUCUUCCUCCUCCUCCUUCUCCUCCUCUUCUUCUUCUCCUUCUUCUUCUUCUUCUCCUCACGACCUCCUCCGCACCGUCAUUGUCCCGCACCACCUCAUGCCUUCAAUCGACGCAAUGCGCGCCUGCUGCGCCACUCACGACGUCACGCCAUCAAGCGUGUUGCGUGCCGCCUGGGCCCUUGUACUAUCGCUACGCGCCGGCGUCUGUAGUCCUCAUCCAGCAUUCGCAUACCUUGUUGCCGGACGAGAAGAAGAAGAAGACCACGGCGACAGCAUGGCCGGCGCCAUCGGCCCAUUUUUCAGCACGCUGAUCUGCGCACUGGGCGUUUCCGAAGAGAAGACAUUGAAGCACAUACUGUCUGACGCACAGUCUGAUGCCGUGGCAGGGAUGGCGGCGAGUAGCGCCGCGCCGUGGGUAAAGGGCUUGUUGGAUGCAGAGGUGCGCGUAGACGUGUCGUCGAUGAUUAAUUUCAGAAAAUAUGCGACGACGACCAGAAGCAAGGACAGAGAAGAACAAGAAGAAGAUGCAAAUACACGCUUGGGAGACAUUUCAGCAUGGCGCACGGUAGCGGUGCAUGAUCCCUUUGAGUACGAUGUUGUUGUUGAGGCGGAGGAAGAUGGCAGAGGGGCGAUGGUGGUGGAAUUGAAGUUCUGGGGCGAUAGGGUUGGAGAUGGAGAGGCGGAGGAGCUAGCGGUAAGACUUGCGAGGGUCAUGGGCAUGUUGGUUAUUAAUAGUAGGGUCACGGUUCAGGAGUUAAGGCAAGAGAUCGUUAUUUAG
Molecule: messenger RNA, 23293 nt
Organism: Lindgomyces ingoldianus
Lineage: Eukaryota; Fungi; Ascomycota; Dothideomycetes; Pleosporales; Lindgomycetaceae
Product: acetyl-CoA synthetase-like protein
Exons: 5
Coding region: 371-23293 (7640 amino acids)
Biological process (GO): secondary metabolite biosynthetic process; amino acid activation for nonribosomal peptide biosynthetic process
Cellular component (GO): cytoplasm
Molecular function (GO): catalytic activity; phosphopantetheine binding
Source: RefSeq, a predicted model, not a curated record